Molecule: messenger RNA, 621 nt
Organism: Ornithodoros turicata
Lineage: Eukaryota; Metazoa; Arthropoda; Arachnida; Ixodida; Argasidae
Exons: 1
Coding region: 1-621 (206 amino acids)
Source: RefSeq, a predicted model, not a curated record
AUGUCCGUGGGCUCCGUAUCCUGUGACUGCGACCACUUCGAUCUUCUGGAUCCAUGGGAGAUGUGGAGGUUAGACUCUUUAGGAAUUGCGGACCCCGAUACGGACCCAAAGGCCGACAUUGCCCUGGCCCUUUUUUCCGCCCUUCUUGACAAGUCUGGUGGACGCUGCGUUGUUCCUUUGAUGGUGAACGGCGAAGCACUGCCCCCAGAGGCCAACAAUCGCGAGACUGCGAAGCAGCGGCUCCUUUCUCAACUUCGGCGUUUUCGUUCUGCCCCGCAUCUAUUACGAGAAUACGAUACCGUCAUCCGAGAGUACUUUUCCGAACAUCAUGCAGAGAGGGUGGAGCAAGGGAGCGACCAGGAGAAGAAUUUCUAUUAUAUGCCUCGCCAUGCGGUCAUCCGUCAAGACGCCGUCACCACCAAGCUGCGUGUCGUUUUUGAUGCGUCGUCGCACUGUGCCGGUCAACCAUCCCUCAAUAGCAUCUUAAUGAAAGGACCCAAGAUUAACGCCGAUUUGCAUCACCUUCUUCUCACUUUUCGAUGCAGCCCCGUCGUGUUAACCGCUGACAUUCGCAAGGCGUACUUACAGAUCCUGAUCCGCCCGCAGGAUAGGGAUCUGUAG